AUGGAGCUCCAAUCUGUUAUCAGCCAAGCCCUUACGGAUGACUGGUCUAAAGACAUCCAAGCGGCUCCAAAAUUAAUCCAUAUCAUCGGACUCUGCGCUGCACUGACUACCAAGGAAGAAAUUCUUUCUAUGCAACUUCAAGACACAAGAUUGGCGAACAAAGGAUUGCUUUCGAACCUUUUACAUCUUGCCAAUCAUGGCCAGUCGGCAUUCCAACAGGCUCACUCUGAUACUUAUAAAAUAUCAGUUCGAGCAGAAGAGAUCGGUCGAGAUGGUGGUUAUAUCGAUAGAAUUAUCAAAAACUUUGGUAAAGCCGACCCGCGUGCCAGAAAACGUCUUGAACGGGCGCUCGGUGGCCUUGAAGGCCAGGUUGCUUUGUCCAAAGCAGAAGGGCUAACGACCGAAGCCGCCUUUGCCGACUGGAGGGACAAAACUGAUAUCUUACAUGAGGCAGUUGCAUCUGAACGAGGAGAAACACAAAAAACCUUUCUCGAAAGGGUCAAGGUUGAGAAACAAGUUGAAAGAGAUUGCAGACUCGCUGAGAGGGACAAGAGUGACGCGAAGAAUAGCUUUGAUAAUGCGGCCGCCGCAGCCCAGAGGGCUAGGGAUGUAGCAGCGGAAUCAGAGAAACGUCUUACAGACAUAGGAGCCGAGGCUACUUCAGCCGACUUCGGCUGGGGCCCCGGCUCUUUGUUUAAGAUAGGAGCAUUCCUCACACGUGGUAUUUACCACGGUUUCGAUGUCUAUAAUAAAUCACGCGAUGCCCGGGAGGCGGAAAAUAAACUCGAAUCGCAAUCGAGGAUGCUUAGACAGCUUGAGAGACAGCUGUUUAUCAUCCAAAACGAUGUGGAUGCCGCAAAAUCGGAGACUCAAAAAUGGAAAGAUGUGUGCGAGGCAGUAGAUGUAGCACUCGACAAUCUCACUGCCUUGCAAUACCAUAUCCGCGAAAUGGUGCGAUACUUUAGUACUUUAUCCGUACAAAUUGGAUUUCUUUCCGAGAGAUGCAAUUCUGAAUUCCACAAGUUUGUAUUGGAGUCGGAAAGUGAUGAAACGGGCGAAGCGGAUCAAGACGACUUCGAAGAACUUUUAGACUUGGCCCGACAGAUAAAAAUAUUCGCAUUGAUAGUCCAUGCUAAGGCAAAGGUAUAUGCGAAUGUUUCUGAACAUGAACUAUUCAAAGGGUUCCAGCUCAUCAGCUGCUUGAGCAACCGUAACCCUUCAUUGAUCUCCGAUCGGGAGUACAUCGAGCGGAGCGCUGGCGAGUUAACGGUCUAUCGAAAUAGCGCUGAGUCAGGGAUAGCAAAACAUGUUCAUGAGAGCAAGCUGCGGCUCUUUGCAGAGUACAAGAAGAUUUUCCCCGCACUAACUGACGACUCUCCAUUAAACCCUGCCCACCAACCACCUCCAGCCUACACCCCUUAA
Messenger RNA from Orbilia oligospora ATCC 24927, 1422 nucleotides. RefSeq lists its product as uncharacterized. Bases 1 to 1422 code for a protein of 473 amino acids. The record is from RefSeq and is a predicted model, not a curated record. The transcript is spliced from 7 exons. NCBI's taxonomy places the organism in Eukaryota, Fungi, Ascomycota, Orbiliomycetes, Orbiliales, Orbiliaceae.